AUGGCACCAACGACGCUCUACCCGCGCGCAACACUCAAGAAAACCCUAAAAGCCCACGCGAACAAGCCGCUCGCCAAAAACGUGGACAUCCUCGUGUUUCUAAAUUACACGCUUUUCCUGCAAGAGGUUAUGAAGGAGGCGAGGAUAGAGUCAAAGAAGGCGGGGGAGAGGGGGGUAUCGGCGAGGAGUGUGAGGAAGGUUCGGGAGAACUGCUUGAGGAAGUUCAAGGGUUGA
Aaosphaeria arxii CBS 175.79 is the source of this 234-nucleotide messenger RNA. RefSeq lists its product as uncharacterized. Gene Ontology annotation, molecular function: DNA binding; protein heterodimerization activity. NCBI's taxonomy places the organism in Eukaryota, Fungi, Ascomycota, Dothideomycetes, Pleosporales. The transcript has 3 exons. The coding region runs from base 1 to 234 and encodes 77 amino acids. Gene Ontology annotation, biological process: chromosome segregation; kinetochore assembly; mitotic cell cycle. The record is from RefSeq and is a predicted model, not a curated record. Gene Ontology annotation, cellular component: kinetochore; nucleoplasm.